Helianthus annuus (common sunflower) is the source of this 3706-nucleotide messenger RNA. RefSeq lists its product as uncharacterized. Gene Ontology annotation, cellular component: plasmodesma; plasma membrane. Gene Ontology annotation, molecular function: ATP binding; transmembrane receptor protein tyrosine kinase activity. Lineage: Eukaryota; Viridiplantae; Streptophyta; Magnoliopsida; Asterales; Asteraceae. The record is from RefSeq and is a predicted model, not a curated record. Bases 215 to 3226 code for a protein of 1003 amino acids. Gene Ontology annotation, biological process: protein autophosphorylation. The transcript is spliced from 10 exons.
GCACCAAAAGAUUUUUAUUUAUUAGAAUCACGCCUUUUCUUUCUCCUAUCACUUUCCUGUACUCUUCUCUCUCUCUCUCUCAGAACACCGAUCAGCCAAAGCCCCACCAACCCACCGCUGGAUCUCUUAACCUUUCAUCAUACCGCUUCCAGCCUUCCACCACUGCUCCGGAGUUUUCAAACCCUCACCACCAUUUCCGACCAAAUCGUUGACCAUGAACGUCUUGACCACAAAUCACAUACCCUCAAUGGAUGUCGAUGAUGUGGAACUCAAUGGAUCCUAUGAGAUAAGCAAAGGAGAGUCAUCAGUGGCGGACCCAGGAUUUUUGGACAAUGGGGUCCAAAAAAGAAAAAGAAAACACAAAAAAACGAAGAAACAGUCAUCAGCACUUAAAACAGAUGCUUUUAAUAUGAAAAAUCUACAAUCGAUCUACCUGUCUUGGCAUGGAUUCUGUUCAACAACCAUACCCCCAGAGUUAUACAUGCAAAACUUGGUGGAGAUAGAUAUGAGCUAUGGCGGCUUGGAAGUAUUUGAACCCCCUAUGGUUCUUCAGUCAUUAAAGAUUCUAAAUCUUAACGACUCACACUAUCUUAUUGAAAUCCGCAACAUUGUCAAAAUCCCUAAUCUUGAGAUUUUAAAUCUUCGGAACUGUUACAAUCUGGUUAGUGUUUGUGAAAACCUUGGAGACCUUACAAAGCUCGCAUUAUUGAACCUGACAGGGUGUAAAAACCUAUACAGUUUGGGGCAUAGAAAAAAACCUACUUUUUCCUUACCAUUUUCAUUACAACAGUUAAUCCUCAAAGACUGCCGUCUUGCUUCUACUGAUUCCAUUCCUUUUAGCUCCAUUGUUCAACCAUGUUUGCAGUAUGUGAAUUUAGGAAAUAGUAGAUUUGAGUCAUUGCCUUGCUGUGAUCAUCUUGAAAAUCUUCGGAUUCUCGACCUUAGUUUUUGCUCCAAACUCAAAUGUCUUGUAUCUCUCCCUAGUACACUUGCAGAAUUGUAUAUAUAUUACUGUGAGUCACUAGAGAGAAUAACGUUCCAGUCACAUCGAUUCACUCUGCAAGAGUUCCGUUAUGAAGGUUGUAAUAAUUUGUAUGAAGUUGAAGGCUUUAUCAAACUGGUACCAAUAGCUAAACUAGAUGAAACUGAUUUGUAUCACAUGAAGUGGCUAAAAGAAUAUCAAAACCAUCAGGUGCCCCUUGUCGGGGAUGAGCUCACAGUAGGCAGAAAUUGGCAAAUCCAGAUGUUGUCUGAAUUCGGUAUAAUGAGCACAUCUUUGCCGGAUAUAAAGGAUCCAAGAUUGACGCCCAAGUAUCUAUCAGUAUCAAACUCUUUGUUCUUCGAUGUGCCUUUGUGUCCCAAAAAUAAGUGGCUCAAAGGAAUUAAUGUAACAUUCAAGUAUUCAAUAUCUGGUGACGAUUGUGCAUGGUUUUGUAAAAUUAGUACUACGAAUGGUGUUGUUGAUUGGAUGUACAACCCGAAAGUCUUUGGCAAACCUGAAGUUGGUGAAGCAUGUAUAUGGUUAAGCUAUUGGCCAAUUGGAAAUAAAUUGAACAUUGGAGACACAGUUGGGGUCUCUAUUGUUGAGAUUAGUGGAUUGGAGGUACAUGAAUGUGGUGUGAGCCUUGUGUACUCUGAUCAGGAAAUCUUGGAUUAUAACUUGGGUUGGGCAGAAAUUCUGGGAGGAGAUUUGUCUAGAUUUCAGCUAAGCACAGGAGCAUCCUAUCUUUGUCGGCGUGAUUUCUUUGAGUUAAUGGAGGUUGGCAGAUUGACUUCUGAUUGGUUUAGGAUUUUAGUUGGUGAUGCCGUUGACUACACUGAGGUAAGAGGAUGGGGAAAGACUGGUCGGCCAAAGCCGGUGAUUCAGUCAUUUACAGAGUUGAAAACUGUUAACAUUUCUCAAAUGGAACAAAUAGAAAGUGAGGGCAUAUCUAAACCAUUUGGUUCUGAUGAGAGUAAGGUGUCGAACUCACCCACACAUAGGGAGAGAUUAAAAUCAGUGGUUACAGAUGAACUUAGUUGCCAAGAUAUAAAGAAAAUUACGCUCCAAGACAUUGAAUCAAUGGAUUAUGAGGAAAAUGAAGGGACAUUGACCAGUCAUGCGAGGAAGAUUGUGGACACAAAUUUCUCAGGUGUUGGACCUGCCUCAGAAAGAAUUGCAAAUCAACAUGACAGGACAAUGACCUCUGCACCUGAGGAAGGCUAUAAGGCAUCUUCAUCAACUUCAGCACACACGUGUCGCAGUUUUUCCCUUGCAGAAAUUCAAGCUGCAACCAAAAACUUUUCUGCUGAAUUGGUUAUUGGAAAGGGUGGAUUUGGAACUGUUUACAAAGGUCAAAUUUCCGGUGAAGAAGCUGGUCAUGUGGUAGCCAUCAAACGGUUGGAUUCUAUCUCCAACCAAGGGGAACUUGAGUUUAGGGCUGAGAUUGAUACUCUUUCUAAGUUGCGCCACUGUCACUUGGUGUCUCUCAUUGGCUAUUGUGAUGAUAUCAAGGAGAAGGUCCUGGUUUAUGAAUAUAUGCCGAGUGGGACCCUCUACCAUCAUCUACAUAAAUCUCAUACCCCCUUAUGUUGGGUGACACGGCUCAAGAUAGCCGUAGGUGCUGCACGUGGUAUGGACUACCUUCACACCGGUGUAGGCACCCGAUAUGGAGUCAUACACCGUGAUGUGAAGAGUACAAACAUUCUUUUAGAUGCAAACAUGGCAGCUAUGAUUUCGGAUUUUGGGUUGUCCAAAAUCGACCCAACCAACCUAUCGAUUUCUUGUAUUGAUGCUAGUGUUAAGGGCACAUUCGGAUAUCUUGAUCCAGACUUUUUUUAUACUAGAAAAUUAACAAGGAAAACAGAUGUGUAUGCAUUUGGAGUUGUAUUAUUCGAAUUGCUCUCGGGAAGGCUUGCAGUAGACCUAGACAAAGAGGAGGAGGACCAAUGUAGUUUGGUAAGGUGGGCUAAAAAUUGUGUAAAAAAAAGAAAAUUAGAUCAGAUGGUUGAUCCUAGUAUCAAGGGAACGAUUUCUACUAAAUGUUUAAGAGGGUUUGCUAAAAUGGCAGCUCGUUGUGUGGACAAUGAUCCGGAAAAACGGCCUACCAUGGGUGAGCUAGUGACCUCACUGCAGGCUUUACUAAAACUACAGGAGAAAUCUAACCGUUCUUCGCAGUCAUCAAGCAAAAUGGGUUUCCCUUGGAGGAUUAAUCAAUAUUUUGUUUCCACAACUAAACCAAACUAAGGUUCUUAGACCAAAGUGGAACAAGUUCCCAAAAAGAGCCUUGACAAAAAGAAUUAGCACUAUGAAUGAGUGAUCAGACGUCAAAUUGUUCACAUGUGAAAAGAAGAGCAGGUGGACCAUGAAUCUCAAUGGGACCGGAAAUUUUGUUGCAAGGAAGAAAGGUGGCUGUUGGUUGUUUCCUGUAGCUGGAAACUCCAUUUUUUGUCUAGUAAAGAAGGCGAACAAAGAGGCAGGUUGUAAAACGAGCUUCACAGCUGUAGAUUUGAUCUGUUGAGAAUGUCACUGGCGGGAAUACAGGGCUAAAUAAUCUUCUUAUCAAUACAUGUAUUGAUUCUAUGAAGGGCUUAAUAUCGGACUUCCCAACUCGAUAUCAUUCAUUCUUAUGCAUGCUAAAUUAGUUGUAGAAUUUUUCUGUGAGUUUUUCAUUUUUUUAAUAUAGUUCACACGAUCAACACUUAUCAUAUACCUCAUAAAUAAUGA